Rodentolepis nana is the source of this 1149-nucleotide messenger RNA. Lineage: Eukaryota; Metazoa; Platyhelminthes; Cestoda; Cyclophyllidea; Hymenolepididae. The record is from the annotation of a GenBank genome assembly.
AUGGCUGGGGUUGUUGUUUUUUCAACGCACUCUGCUGGAUACAUUCAAAAAGCUGCUUCAGAAUUUGGGGCAGUAGGAGGAGUUCUUCGAGUGGAUGCUGGACGUCGUUGCUCCACAGGAGAUGGACAUUUCUUCUUUACUUGCUCACCAAGUAAUGGACAACCCGUAGACGCUAUUGUUUCUCAAAUUCGUCAACUCGCUCUAGAAGCUAAACAGCGUCUUCGUCAGGAGCAGGCUACUCGUCAGCAGAUGCUUCAAAAACACAGCUUUUCAAGCGAAUCUGGGCCAGCUAGUCUGCUUCCACCACCAGUUCCUUCCAAGAACUCUUCUUUUGACGGAGGAACCGUUAAGGCUAUGGGAAAAAUUGGCAACAGAACCCCAAGUCCAAAGGGUGUUCCUAGAGGGACAAGUAACACGAAUGGAAGCGUGAGCAGUAGUUGGUGGUCAGUGGGACAUUUCAAGAGAGCCUCAUCUCAGCCAGCCAGAAGGCAACUUGAAGAGUCACUGGAUAAAAAUUCCUCUCAGAGUGAAGAAGUCCAGGAAACGGAUUCAGCUUUGGCACCCCAGAAGACGAUGGAUAAAUCGUUAGAAGAGAGUAACGGAGUUUUCGUCGCCUUACCUGGAAAGGCCACCACCCAAGAGGCGACAUCCAAUGGAGACACGCUUAGAUCCAUCGAUUCGUCAUCAUCAACUCCCACUGGAGAACUUAAAGAUCCUGAAGUAAAUGGAAACUCCCACCAACCCCGACUCUAUGAUAAUGUUCCUGCAACCUCCUCUGAAACAGUAGCUGCCGAAAACACCAAUGGUACAACCUCAACUCAAUCGAAUUCUAAAUCGGCAGCUGCAACUUCAAUAGACGGCUGGAAACUGGGUAGUAGUCUGAGACCCCCGAGACUCGAUGGAAGACGAAUUGAUGAUACAAAUUUGCCACCUGCACCACCACCACCAUCAUCAACCAUUCUACUUUCUCGAAAUCAUCAAAGCAACGGCACAAGUACCACAAAUGGAGAAACUGGCGUAGAAGAUAAAAAAAAUGAAAGCCAGAAUAAAUUCAAUGGAAACACUCCCCCACCUAUGGCACCGAAACCCGUUAUUAGCUACAGUCCGAAGAAUAUAGAUUUCGUUAGCUAUCGUCAGCGUAAGUUGUAA